CAUCCCUAAUGUUCAUUUUUAUAAGCCUUGUUGCCCUGGGCUUUUUUUUUUUUUUUUAAAUUUUAGGUUAGUUAUUUUUGCUGUAUACAGGGAAAUGACCUCCAUGUAGCAGCCCGUGGGAGUUGCUUGAGCUAAGGGAGCCUUGUAGUUACUUUGGUAAUACUCAGGUGUUCGUGACCUAGUAUUUAUGUAACGAAUCUUUGAAUGACUUUGGGAUUUAAGAAGAGCCUAGAAUAUUGAAAUUCUAUUUAGGCGAACAGACGUUCUCAUGGAAGCCAGCCCCAAGAAUUUCAAAACAAGACCGAUUGUGUUCUAGAAUCUUAAAUAAUCGGUGAAAGUUUUGGGAGCAGAACCUCAAAAAUGUCCGGGGAGGACAAAAAAUAUGCUGACUUAUUUUAUGCAGACCUGAUGUUGAGCAUCAUUUGUGAAAAUUUCUGUUUGAAUUAAUUCAUACCUCUUUCAACGUAACUUCGCUAUACAAAAGAUGGUCUUAGGUGAAAUUUCUCUCUAUCACAAGUUUUUGUUUAAAUAUAUAGUAAAACAAAAUACUGCAUUUCAAAGAAAUAAAAACUUUGUUGCCUUAAAGGUAUUUAACGAGAUCCUAAAUAACCCAGUCUGUCACCACUUGAGACUGUUAGCCAAUUGUAAAUGUUACAUAGACAAAAAUACGGAUUUGCUGGUAGUCUCUCACUUUCCCCUGCGGGUGCUUUAGGCAGCUUACGAGGUUGACAGGACCAAAAAGUCACAUCAGAUUCGGUCGUAAAACGAGUUCUGCCAUGCAUGGGUUUGGAUUUAUGGCAGGCCCAUCCCCGUGGGCCUCUCAUAGUGUCCCAUGCCAGAGCAAACUGUAGCCCCGAACCAUUGCCUGGCCUCCUUGACCAUAGGCUGCAGGCACUGAAGCGGGUUGCACAGUAGAAAAAAAAGAAACCCUACCUGGCAGAGUUUAAAUAGGUUAAAAUCAGUAAUUUAAAAAUAACUUGAAACAUCUGCUCUGACCGGGAUCACAGUAGAGGGUUCCAGACAGAGCGGGAGAAAACUGUGGAACAAAAAAUGCAAUUCAUAAAGAGAAAAAAAGACCAGAUUUACUGGCUUGGUAGAGACUGGAGGAACCUUUGAGACUAUGGCCUUAAGACACCUCUCUGACUAGGAACUGCAGCUGUUCCCGGAAAUCACCUUUCAGCCAAGCAAUAGGACAGGCCUAUAAAAUAAAUGAUAACAGCUGAAAAGAAUGUGCUUCAUAGAACAAACAAUUAUACAUACGAGACCAAAAGGGCAACAUUUGCCCAAAAGUAAAGAUGAGAAGUUAGGAAGGAGUAGGAAAACCACAGAAAAAGAAACAGGGAACCCUGGACGGAAACGGGGAAAAUGCGGACGCAGUGUGGGGAUCGUGGCCAAUGUCGUGGAAUACUUUGUGUACAGUUUGUUGAAUGGGAAACUAGUUACUGUAUAAACUUUCACCUAAAACACAGUAAAGUAAAUAAACAACUGUUAUACACCGGUGUCACAUUUCAUGAAGGCGAAGGACAGUGGCUCUUGUUUUUGUGACUCAAAGUUAGUUAAAAAUUACUCCUGUCAUAGCUAAGCAAAUGUUAGACUGCCUGUAAAGACAGUUGCCUGUAAAGACAGAAUUGCAAAUUUGGUAAGCAGCACCAGUUAAAGGAUGCUGAUUUCUGCUCAGAGACAGCAACUAUAAUACAAAAUAUUACUGUGCUCUAGACAUUUCUGUGUUGCCUAUUAGUCACUAAGAAAUACUUUGCGUACGAUUUAGUGAAAGUGGGAAAUGGCAAGAUGUUUAUAUGGUAACUUUUUUGGUGAUGGCUGUAGUGCUAUUUUAAGGUUCUAAGAGCUGAAACUGCUCCAAGAAAUAAAGCAGGCUGACCAUUAUAAAGCUUCCCCCCCAUAUCAAUGCACUAAGUGCAGAUAAGCUUUUGAAACAUUCAUUCUACUUUUUUUUUGCAUUAGUCUUUGAAAUACUUACUGUGAGAUGUAUGGUCCUGUCUAUGGAGUUAUAGUGUGCUGUUUUGCAAAAUCCUAAAAUAUUGAAUCCAUGGUGUCAUCGGAUACUGCAGAGGUAGUUGGAGGCAUGUGAAUUACAGCUAGGAGUAAUUGAGAUACCCAAGACGGUGAUUGACUUUCUUGAGUGCCCUACCUACUGUGUGUGUGCGUGUACAGUCAAUGCCUGGGCCUGAUGUUCCUGAACAUUUGAUGUGUUGCUAAGGUAGACAGCAAAUUCUGUGUGUUUCUGUUUUAGCAGAACAUUUCCGCUGCUGGACCAAGGGUACAAGCCUGUUAUUCAGUGGGAUUUGGAAUUCCUGGAGAAUUGCCUUUGUGAAAAGCUAGAAAUAAUUUCUUUAAAUUCUGUCUCUUAGUUUUCUGUUUUGUUGUGUUUCAGAGGACACUGAGAAGCCAUGAACAACUUUGGUAAUGAAGAGCUUGACUGCCAUUUCCUUGAUGAAGGUUUCACUGCCAAGGACAUUCUGGACCAAAAAAUUAAUGAAGUUUCUUCUUCGGAUGAUAAAGAUGCCUUCUAUGUUGCGGACCUUGGAGACAUCCUGAGGAAACAUCUAAGAUGGCUGAAAGCUCUUCCUCGUGUCACCCCCUUUUAUGCAGUCAAAUGUAAUGAUAGCAGAGCCAUAGUGAAGACCCUAGCUGCCAUAGGGACAGGAUUUGACUGUGCUAGCAAGACUGAAAUACAAUUGGUGCAGAGUCUCGGUGUGCCUCCACAGAGGAUAAUCUAUGCAAAUCCUUGUAAACAAGUAUCUCAAAUCAAGUAUGCUGCCAAUAAUGGAGUUCAGAUGAUGACUUUUGAUAGUGAGGUCGAGUUGAUGAAAGUUGCCAGGGCACAUCCAAAGGCGAAGUUGGUUUUGCGGAUUGCCACUGAUGAUUCCAAAGCAGUCUGUCGCCUGAGUGUUAAAUUUGGUGCCACACUGAAAACCAGCAGGCUUCUUUUGGAACGGGCUAAAGAGCUGAAUAUUGAUGUCGUUGGUGUCAGCUUCCAUGUGGGAAGUGGCUGUACCGACCCUGAGACCUUCGUGCAAGCAAUCUCUGAUGCCCGCUGUGUGUUUGACAUGGGAGCUGAGGUUGGUUUCAGCAUGUAUCUGCUUGAUAUUGGUGGUGGCUUUCCUGGAUCUGAGGAUGUGAAGCUUAAAUUUGAAGAGAUCACCAGUGUAAUCAAUCCAGCAUUGGACAAGUAUUUUCCGUCAGAUUCUGGAGUGAAAAUCAUAGCUGAGCCAGGCAGAUACUAUGUUGCAUCAGCUUUCACCCUUGCUGUUAAUAUCAUUGCCAAGAAAAUUGUAUUAAAAGAACAGACAGGCUCUGAUGAUGAAGAUGAAUCAAGUGAACAAACCUUUAUGUAUUACGUGAAUGAUGGAGUAUAUGGAUCAUUUAAUUGCAUCCUUUAUGAUCAUGCACAUGUAAAGCCUCUUCUGCAAAAGAGACCCAAGCCAGAUGAGAAGUAUUAUUCAUCUAGCAUAUGGGGACCGACAUGUGAUGGCCUUGAUCGGAUUGUUGAGCGCUGCGACCUGCCAGAAAUGCAUGUGGGUGAUUGGAUGCUGUUUGAAAACAUGGGUGCUUACACUGUUGCCGCUGCUUCUACUUUCAAUGGGUUCCAGAGGCCAACUAUCUACUAUGUGAUGUCUGGGCCAGCAUGGCAACUCAUGCAGCAAAUCCAGAGCCACGACUUCCCAUCUGAAGUAGAGGAGCAGGACGUCAGCACUCUUCCUGUGUCUUGUGCUUGGGAAAGUGGAAUGAAGCGCCAUCCAGCAACUUGUGCUUCAGCUAGUAUUAAUGUGUAGAUACCAUUUUUGUAGCUGUUAACUGCGAGUUUAGCUUGAAUUAAGGGAUCUGGGGGGACCAUUUAACUUAAUUAUUGCUAGUUUUGAAAUGUGUUUAUGAGAGUAGGGUUGGCACAGAUGCAACAAUGUGGAAGACUAAGAGAUGGGGUCGCGCUUAUCUGUGUUCCUAUGGAAACUAUUUGAAUAUUUGUUUUAUAUGCAUUUUUAUUCAUUUUUCAAACAUGCUACUAAAGAAUGCACCCAGCUGCUGAGCAAGCAUUUGUAGCUUGUCCAGUGGCAGAAUGGGCCAAAAGCUUAGUGUUGUGACCUGUUUUAAAAAUAAAGUAUCUUGAAGUAA
Molecule: messenger RNA, 4131 nt
Organism: Trichechus manatus latirostris (Florida manatee)
Lineage: Eukaryota; Metazoa; Chordata; Mammalia; Sirenia; Trichechidae
Gene: ODC1
Product: ornithine decarboxylase 1
Exons: 11
Coding region: 2409-3794 (461 amino acids)
Cellular component (GO): cytoplasm
Molecular function (GO): ornithine decarboxylase activity
Source: RefSeq, a predicted model, not a curated record